AUGCAGUCGGCUUCUGCGGGAGAUAGUGUGCGUUCGCAGAGCUUGCAACCAAUUGAACAAGUCAUUUUUCGCCCCAUCAUCAUCAUCAUCACCAUCAUCAUCAUCAUCAACGACAGCAUGACAUCAGUGCUCAACACCAAUGCUUCACUGCAGUACAGCCAUGAUUUAUUUGAAAGCCUUAUUGUAAAGAAAAGAAUAAAG
Molecule: messenger RNA, 201 nt
Organism: Opisthorchis viverrini
Lineage: Eukaryota; Metazoa; Platyhelminthes; Trematoda; Opisthorchiida; Opisthorchiidae
Exons: 2
Source: RefSeq, a predicted model, not a curated record